Molecule: messenger RNA, 1409 nt
Organism: Amphimedon queenslandica
Lineage: Eukaryota; Metazoa; Porifera; Demospongiae; Haplosclerida; Niphatidae
Exons: 2
Source: RefSeq, a predicted model, not a curated record
GUGUCUAUGAGAGAGCUCUCAAGGAGCAAGGAAGUGCUGAUGUAGCGUAUGCUCGUCUUAUGUUACUGGGAUCAGCUGGUACUGGCAAGACGUCUCUCAAGCGUUCGUUAAUGGAAGAACCUUUCAAUCCUCAUACUACAAGCACCAUUGUAUCUGAUGUAUCAACUGUACGACCAUUUGGACACAAGUGGCAAACAAGGAGAGGAAGCAGAUGGAGAGAAACUACAGAAGAAGAUGAAAUUGAAGAACUUGCACAUUUGCUUGAAUCCAGUCUUUCUAGACCCUCCUCACACCAUGCAUCUAAAUCAGUUUUAUAUCAUUCCCUUGAUUUAGUUGACACUAGAUCUAUUGCGAAAUUUUCAGAUUUAGAUACGGAAAUGUGUAUUAAAGAAUUUCUUAGAAAAGCUGGUGCACAUAAGACAACAGAAUCACUUGUUCAACCAUUCCUUCAUAUAUGGGAUUGCGGUGGUCAGCCAGUGUUCCUUGAGAUUCUCCCAGCCUUCCUCACUCCUCGUACAAUGUUUCUCCUCCUGUUUGAUGCCUCAAAGGAUUUCAGGGAAAGAUGGCAGUCACAUCAGAAUACUUCUGCUGGUAAAGUGCUGUUUGGUGAGGUAGUGAAUGAAAGCACGAGUGAUCUAAUGGCUAAAUGGAUGUCUACAAUACACAGUCACCUCAUGAAGCACAACAAAGAUGAUACUUCUCCUAGUCUCUAUUGUAUUGGCACUCGUGGUGACAAGCUAAAUGAAGAAAGAAAGGAAGAAAUAAGAGAGCAAAUCCAGUCCUUGUAUGAGGAAAAGGAGUUUUCAGAUCUUAUUGAAGAUGUGCUAAUCAUUGAUAAUACAACCUCAGGCAAGGGGGAAAAAGAAGAUCCAAGUAUCAAAGAAUUACGUGGAGCAAUUGAUCUUUUUAUACAUAAGUUAGUUUUUCCAACCCCUGUCAAUUGGGUUCUGUUUCGCAAAGUUCUUCAAGAGCUUAAGCAGAAUGUCAUUAAUGUAUCUAAAGCCAUUGCCAUUGGAGUGGCAUGCCAUAUACCAGCAGCAAAUGUUCCUGAAGUAUUGAAAUUCUACCAUGAACUGGGAGUUUUGCUUUACUAUCCUCAAAUAGAAGGUCUGAAAAAUAAAGUCAUUCUCAGACCAAAAUGGUUUGUUAAUACCAUUGGGAAAGUGUUCCCACUAGAUAAAGGAUGGAGCGGAGGAAAAAGAUGGUUUUUGUUACGAAAUAAUGGUAUUCUUGUUCAACCACUGUAUCAUAAAGUAUGGCAGUCAAGUGGUAUUGGUUCAGAAGAAAUAAUUGAACUUUUAGUUCAUUUUCGUCUUGCAGCUCAAGUUCAAACUGAGCUUUAUGAUAGCAGGUUCAAGCAGUAUUUUCUUCCAGCAGUGCUACCAGGAUACACAGGUGAUCCUAAUGAA